AUGGCAGCUUCGUCUCCCAAAAUUGAAGGAUUGCUAGGAAUGGUCACUCUGCAUCUGAAAGAUGAUAAUUUAUUGAAAUGGAAAUAUCAUAUUGAAUCUAUUUUGGAAGGUUAUGAUCUUUUCGGCCAUUUCGAUGGAUCUAUCAUUGCUCCCCAAAAAUUUGCUAUUUUGGAUGAAGAAAGGGUCACCUUCGAGGUUAUUGGAGCAUCUAAGGAGUGGCUUCGGGCUGAUAAAGCAUUAUUGAGCUUUCUAAUUGCAACACUUUUGGACAAUGCAAUUGAAUAUGAUAUUGGUAGUAAAACUGCUCGUGAUGCUUGGUUGAGCCUCUCCAAUCGCUAUGCCACCAUGUCUCAUGCUCGGAUCAAUCGCCUCCAGACUGAGUUGCAGACGGCUCAAAAAGGUGGUGAUUCAAUCGAUAAAUUUAUCUUGCAUCUCAAACAUAUCAAGGAUCAGUUGUCCAUUGCUUGA
Prunus armeniaca (apricot) is the source of this 468-nucleotide messenger RNA. Lineage: Eukaryota; Viridiplantae; Streptophyta; Magnoliopsida; Rosales; Rosaceae. The record is from the annotation of a GenBank genome assembly.